Molecule: messenger RNA, 3713 nt
Organism: Miniopterus natalensis
Lineage: Eukaryota; Metazoa; Chordata; Mammalia; Chiroptera; Miniopteridae
Source: RefSeq, a predicted model, not a curated record
UUAACGCGUCUGAGCUCGUGAGGGGUUUGAGCUCCUCCAGGCGAGGGUGUCUCUGCGCCCCUGGGCUCCGAGGAGGAGGGGCCCCGAGCGUGCUGUUUCCCAGCCCCCCAGGGCCCCUCUGAGCAGGACCUGCGCUCAGCUUUGCCAGCUUGAUGUCCUGAAGGGGAAGGAGGGAGGAAGCGGGCGGGAGAGGGAGCUGUGGGCUUCGGGAGCCGUCCCUAUGCUUUGGGUGUACUUCAUUCACUUUCCCCUCCCGCCUGCUAGGAUUGCGGAUUUCCAGGACGUCCUGAAGGAGCCCACCAUCGCCCUGGAAAAGCUCCGGGAACUCAGUUUCAGUGGCAUCCCCUGUGAGGGCGGACUGCGGUGCCUCUGCUGGAAGAUCCUCUUGAACUACCUCCCGUUGGAGAGAGCCUCAUGGACCUCCAUCCUGGCCAAGCAGAGGGAGCUGUACUCCCAGUUCCUGAGGGAGAUGAUCAUCCAGCCCGGCAUCGCCAAGGCCAACAUGGGUGUGUCCAGGGAGGACGUGACCUUUGAGGACCACCCCCUCAACCCCAACCCUGACAGCCGGUGGAACACGUAUUUCAGGGACAACGAGGUGCUGCUGCAGAUCGACAAGGACGUCCGGAGGCUGUGCCCAGACAUAUCGUUUUUCCAGAGGGCCACCGAGUACCCCUGCCUCCUCAUUCUGGACCCUCAGAAUGAGUUUGAGACCCUUCGUAAGCGGGUGGAGCAGACAACACUGAAGUCCCAGACAGUGGCCCGGAGCCGGAGCGGGGUCACAAAUAUGAGCUCCCCACACAAGAACGCGGCGCCGUCCUCCCUGAAUGAGUAUGAGCUGCUGCCCAAUGGCUGCGAGGCCCACUGGGAGGUGGUGGAGCGGAUCCUGUUCAUCUAUGCCAAGCUCAACCCUGGCAUCGCCUAUGUGCAGGGCAUGAAUGAGAUUGUGGGGCCCCUCUACUACACCUUUGCCACCGACCCCAACAGCGAGUGGAAAGAGCACGCUGAGGCCGACACCUUCUUCUGCUUCACCAACCUCAUGGCCGAGAUCCGGGACAACUUCAUCAAGAGCCUGGACGACUCGCAGUGUGGCAUCACCUACAAGAUGGAGAAGGUCUACUCCACCCUGAAGGAGAAAGACAUGGAGCUCUACCUGAAACUGCAAGAGCAGAACAUCAGGCCCCAGUUCUUUGCCUUCCGCUGGCUGACGCUGCUGCUGUCCCAGGAGUUCCUGCUGCCCGACGUCAUCCGCAUCUGGGACUCCCUCUUUGCUGACGACAGCCGCUUUGACUUCCUCCUGCUCGUCUGCUGCGCCAUGCUCAUAUUGAUCCGGGAGCAGCUGCUGGAAGGGGACUUCACUGUGAACAUGCGGCUCCUUCAGGAUUACCCCAUCACAGAUGUCUGCCAGAUCCUACAGAAGGCCAAGGAACUCCAAGACUCAAAGUAGCCCGGCAGCAGGAGGCCCAGGUUUGGGAGAGAAGCCACCACCAGUCCCCGUACCCUGGCUUCUGGGACAUGAAGAAGCCUUUGGGAUCCCAGCCGAGGGGAAGCUGCAGGACUGGCCCGCUCCAGGCCUCUUCACCUGGCUCCCUCCCCGUAGGCCGCUCCCACUGGGGGCCCACUGUGCCACGCUCCUUCCUGACCCCGAGCCCUGAGCCCUGGCUCGCUCUCCACUCUGCACCCUGGGACCCUUUCCUCAGGCUGCUGAGCAAGAUUGAGCUCCUGAAGUGGUUUCCUGGGGCUGGGGCAGGUUGGGGGCGCUGGGGGCUGCAGAGGCCCCUCCCUGCCUCUGCUCUGCUGCUCCCUCCCCUGCUCUGUUGGGGAAGGUGUUUGGCAGAUGAGCCAGAAACCACCUCUUCUGGCGGUUGGUGCUUGGGCUUGUCCAGGGGGAAAGUGACGCUGAGGCAGCUCAGAAGCUGCAGGCCCUGGCCAGGCCCUGCCCUGCUCACCGAGAGUGUGUCUGUGUGUCUGUCUCUGUCCUCCAGGUCUCCGCCCCUCUGUAUGUCUGUCCAUGCGGACGUGGGGUGGGGAGGGUGUCUGAAUUCCUCUGGGUCUCAGCUUCUCUUUCUCUGCCCCCCCCCCCAGGUCUUUUGCAGAGGCUGUGUGACUUUCUUUGCUCCUUAGCGUUGCUCUGCCUCUGCCCCUUUCUUGGGGUGCCUUACCCCCAGCCUCUUCCCCUCACUCCCCCCUCCUUGGCCUGUGCACCCUGUUCCUCCCCCAGCCCUGGGCUCCCGGGUCCCUCCAACUGGGGGGGAGCCCACAGUGCCUCACUAGAGGGCCCUGAACCUGCCCCCAUCCCCCGAAACCUUGGAAACCAAAAGCUGCUGAGAAACCCGUCAGGCUUUGAGCCUCUUACCCUCCUUCCUGCCCAGGGAUGUUGGAGGGAGAGGGAGAGCCAAGUCUUCCGGAGCUUUCCCCGAAGGAAAAGGGCUACGGUGGUGCUGUCCCAGGGUUUGGGAUCCUAGUGCUUCAGAAGAGGCGUCACUCCUGUGGCUUCCAGGGCCCAUUCCAGGGAGGCGAGUCCCAUGAAGGGCAAACGGGACCAAAGGGAGCCUCCCUGGGCCAGGCGGAGCUGAGCCCAGAGGCCCUGGGUCCUGUUGGCCAGGGGAGCUGCGUGGCCCCCCCAGCAGGCUGAAGGAGGUGCUGGCCCUUCUCUGGUCACCUGCUUGGGGGCAGGUGCACUUAGAGCAGGAGCUGCUGGCUGUGCCCACUGCUGGGCAGUGGGAGGAGCUCGCUUACUCUGGUCAGGUCCCCUCCUUUUGUAAGGAGGCCUAUGGUUUGGGUCUGGGGGGCUGGGUAGUGGAGCCAGGGUCCUCAAAUCCUCAAACGGCUGGCAGGUGCCCUGCUGCCCACAUAGGUGAGGCUUUGGGCCAGGAACUGCUUCCCCCAGACAGCUCCUCCUGUCCCUUGGAUGCUGCUGGGACUUCCUGCACUUGCCUUUUUACCACCUCCUCUCAUAACAGUUUUUGGGAGAUUUUUACUAUUUAUUCAGACUGCUGGUUAUUUAUUGCAGAUUGGAAAGUGCUUGGUUUGGGGGUGAGGGAGGGGCUGGAAGGUAGAAAAGAAUUGGGACUCAGCAUCCUGUCCCCCAACUCUGGAGCCCUCCCGGUUCUCCAGCUCAUCCUGGCUGGGAGCACGCUGAGCUCUGUACUAGAACUGAGCCUAAGGGAGACUUCGCGACCCCUGCCCGGACAGGACAGCGAGGCGUCCCGCCAGCCCGCCCACCUUCCCAGAGCUUGUCGGCGCCUGUUCAGCUCCAGCUCAACUGCACAGCCAGAGGCUUGGCCACAGCCUGGGGCCCAGCAGACACUGCCCAGCUCCCGAACAUUCAUCCCUCCCGCCUGUCCCCUUGCCUUCCCGGGGAGCCUGGGGCCCUACUACUUGAAUCACUGCAUCUAAUUUGCCUCGGAGGCAGGCCUGAGUCCAGUGUUUUCUCCUCGACUUUGGGAUGAAGGUCAGGAGCACAGGGACCAUGCCUGGGUUUGAGAAAAGGACCUGCCCGUGGCAAUUCCCCCUCCACCCCAGACACCCGGAGUGCCCAAGCUUCCUGCGUGGGAAGCUGCCCACAGGGAUUGGACACUCACUGUAUGAGUUCAGCAGGUCUCACUCCAGGGGUUCAGAGUGUCGGUCUGCUUUUUUUUUUUUAAAUCAGUUUUGUUUCUUGAAUCAAUGCUGUUGAUGACAAGUUGUCUUUAAUAAAUCAUGUGUUCUUUGCA